UAAAUGGAAUAUUGUUGGAUUUUUAAGUGAAUGCAAGUUGACAACUAUAAGAUCGAAGAUAGGACUUUACCUUAAAUGUCUAGAGACAAUCAUUAAUACUGAAAAAGGCAAAAGGCACAAGAAAGCGGAGAACCUGAUCAAAAAGUAUAGGGAGGGUGAUAAAGCUGACUACAAACUUGCUAAGGACUGGGAGUUAGAAAAAAUGCCGAUUAACAUUCAGAAUACAUUUUCGAGCUGUAAUCAAACAAUUGGUAUCGUCAAUGAUGUUAAUGGAACAUCUAAAAAAAGAGAACAAAAGGAGAAUAAUUAUGAAGAUCAAUACAAGAAAAGAAAAAUUCAAACAAAAAGCGGAAUAAUAAAUAUACUGAAUGAUCAGAGAUAUUUUGAAGAAAUAAUAGAUGAUGUAUCAGAUUUGGAUAUCGAUGCUUUUGAAAGUUCCUCUAAAGUAGGGUCUCUUAGUGGUUUACGUAAACCAAAUGAUGAGUUGGUUGUUCAAGAGAAUUUUGAAUAUAACGAAGAGAAAAGGGAUAUUCAAGAUGAUGAGACACCUUCAGUAGCUCCAAGUACCAUCAAAACAGAAAGGAUUGUUGAAUCAAAUAAAAAGACACUCCAAGACUUGCUCGGUAUUAAAUAUUCAGAAAAUAUGCAAUUAAUUUGCCAAUAUCACGAUAAGACAUACCCAGAUGAAAUCUUACUUGAUUUACGUCCCAACUCAAUAUUUAGCAAGGAACUUCCCUUAGAUAUUUUGUCGCCAUAUCUAAAGAAGCUCGAUGAUAAAAUCGAGAACUUGAUUCUAUCCCACAUACAUGAAUUCUUGACCCAAUUUUUCAAACAAAAUUUGACGGGCGAAGAUUGGCACACAAAGAUUGAUGAUCUGCAAUGUCAAAAUUGUAAUGAUUUGUUAAUGGUAUCAGUCAUACGAAUUUUGCGUAGAACAUUACCACCAUUUAUUAUAGCAUUUUCAUUGGGACCAAGAAAUCCUCUUUUGAAUUUGACGACACUGGAAAAACCGCAUUUAAACAACUUUGUACAUCCCUGUUUACAAACUUGUUUAUGGUAUAUUUCAUCCAUAAAUUAUGAGUUUGAAGAGAUAAGAACAGAAAAUUAUAAAAAUCAAUGCGCGGACGGAGUUGGCUACUUAAAUACUGCUGAUAAAUACUAA
Molecule: messenger RNA, 1162 nt
Organism: Scutellospora calospora
Lineage: Eukaryota; Fungi; Glomeromycota; Glomeromycetes; Diversisporales; Gigasporaceae
Source: the annotation of a GenBank genome assembly